AUUAUUUUAGUCUAUGGCAAAUAAUAGCCGCUGAGCGAAAUAUUAUGUCAACAAAGUAUUGGAAAUCCUUGGAACUCAGCUCAAAAUUCUGAAAUGAAUUUCUUAUAUAGCUAGCUUUAGAUAUUUUAUUUUGUUGUAUGUUUGUGACGCCACUAGGUACUGCAACUAUAGCGAAAUGCAACACAAUCAUACAUAAGUUACGGCCUUUGUGUGAGAAUGUCAAUCAAAAUAUUAGCUGAUAACACUCUUAUCAGUUAGCGAGUGAAGUGGUGUCUAAAGAACAACUUUAAAAACAAAAUGUUCAAAUUACUGGUUUUAACAUUAUACUUAAGCUUUAAUUAUUGUUUAGUGGAAGGCGAAAGAAAUAUUCCGACUGUAAUAACGACAUGGUCAUUCACAAAUGCUUCAGAAAAAGCAUGGGAAGUCCUUAAGAAUGGAGGCAAAGCUUUAGAUGCUGUAGAACAAGGUGGCAUAGUAUGUGAAAACGAGCAAUGUGAUCGGACAGUGGGAUAUGGAGGAAGUCCUGAUGAAGAUGGGGAGACAACACUAGAUGCCUUUAUAAUGGAUGGGAAAACAAUGAAUGUUGGUGCAGUGGCAGCUCUACGGAGGAUAAAAAGUGCAAUAUCAGUUGCUCGACAUGUUAUGGAGUACACAAAACAUUCAUUCCUGGCUGGAGAAUUGGCUACAAAGUUUGCUGUUGAAAUGGGAUUCAAGGAAGAGUCUCUUUCAACCGAUGAAUCUAUGGAAUUAUGGUCAAAAUGGCGGUUUCAAAAACAAUGCCAACCUAAUUUUCGGAAGAAUGUGAAACCAGAUCCACGUAAACAUUGUGGGCCUUAUCAUAAAAAGAGGAAUUUUAUUGAUUACAUACAUCCUGAAGUGUUUGUAGUUGACCGAUAUAAUCAUGACACCAUCGGUAUGGUUGCUGUGGACAGUGAAGGAGAUGUAGCAGCUGGUACUUCUACUAAUGGUGCUAAGUUCAAAAUACCUGGAAGAGUAGGCGACUCUCCCAUUCCCGGUGCAGGGGCUUACGCUGACAAUACAGUAGGAGGAGCAGCAGCUACUGGUGACGGCGACACCAUGAUGAGGUUUCUACCUAGUUUCUUAGCAGUAGAGGAAAUGCGUCGAGGCGCAUCACCAACGGAUGCCGCGAAAACUGCAAUCAAAAGAAUCUCAGCACAUCAUCCUGAUUUCAUGGGUGCUGUAAUAGCUUUAACCAAAAAUGGUCAAUACGGGGCCGCGUGUAAUGGUAUUGAAACGUUUCCAUUCGUUGUGCAAGAUAAAACACGAAAAACAUUUGAAGUUGUUACUAUUAAAUGUUAAUUUUUAUAUAUUUCAUAUUAUAAAAAAAAUCUUGUAAAAUAAA
Molecule: messenger RNA, 1363 nt
Organism: Spodoptera litura
Lineage: Eukaryota; Metazoa; Arthropoda; Insecta; Lepidoptera; Noctuidae
Product: N(4)-(Beta-N-acetylglucosaminyl)-L-asparaginase
Biological process (GO): protein deglycosylation
Cellular component (GO): cytoplasm; lysosome
Molecular function (GO): N4-(beta-N-acetylglucosaminyl)-L-asparaginase activity
Source: RefSeq, a predicted model, not a curated record